AGAAGUUGAGCCUGAGAACAGGCUGUUUUAAAGACAGGGAGGGACUUAGCUUUUCGGAGCUUGACCAGCAUGUGGAAGGAGUGUUCUCAUGGCUGCAAUAACUUAGGGAGCUCCUACCUGGGUGCCACUGGAGUAGGGAGUUUUCUGUUUGUUUUGUUCUGUUUCUGAGGGCCCUGUGCACUUCUCUUGCUCAUGUCAAUGUGACUCUUGGUGUUUUUUGCACACCCUGCUCUGUGGGGGAGUGCCCCAACGUGCCUGUCUCAUGUGGCCUCUAUGGACACACUGCUCAGCUGGCAGAGAGCAAGGAAGUUUUCUCCCAGCACCCAAAAAGAGAAAGAGGAAAGUACUUUUUCCUUCUGGGCUCCUUGCAGCACAAUAGAUCAGGAUAAGCUUCCACAUUCUCUCCCUGGAUUUCUGGAGUGGUUUCCAGGAACAAGUUAAACUUUCACCUUUAAAUGGAUGACCAUGUCACAAUCAGGAGGAAACAUCUUCAAAGACCUAUCUUUAGACUAAGAUGCUUAGUGAAGCAGCUGGAAAAAGGUGAUGUUAACGUCAUAGACUUAAAGAAAAAUAUUGAAUAUGCAGCAUCUGUGUUGGAAGCAGUUUAUAUUGAUGAAACAAGAAGAUUGCUGGAUCCCGAUGAUGAGCUCAGUGACAUUCAGUCAGAUUCCGUCCCCUUGGAAGUCCGGGACUGGUUGGCUUCUACCUUUACGCGAAAAAUGGGGAUGAUGAAAAAGAAAUCUGAGGAAAAACCAAGAUUUCGGAGUAUUGUUCAUGCUGUUCAAGCUGGAAUUUUUGUGGAAAGAAUGUACAGAAAGUCCUAUCACAUGGUUGGCUUGGCAUAUCCAGAAGCUGUCAUAGUUACAUUAAAGGAUGUUGAUAAAUGGUCUUUUGAUGUAUUUGCCUUGAAUGAAGCAAGUGGAGAACACAGUCUAAAGUUUAUGAUUUAUGAACUAUUUACCAGAUAUGAUCUUAUCAACCGUUUCAAGAUUCCUGUUUCUUGCUUAAUUGCCUUUGCAGAAGCUUUAGAAGUUGGUUACAGCAAGUACAAAAAUCCAUAUCACAAUUUGAUCCAUGCAGCAGAUGUUACUCAAACUGUGCAUUACAUAAUGCUUCAUACAGGUAUCAUGCACUGGCUCACUGAACUGGAAAUUUUAGCAAUGGUCUUUGCCGCUGCCAUUCAUGAUUACGAGCAUACAGGAACUACGAACAACUUUCAUAUUCAGACAAGGUCAGAUGUUGCCAUUUUGUAUAAUGAUCGUUCUGUUCUUGAAAAUCACCAUGUGAGUGCAGCUUAUCGACUUAUGCAAGAAGAAGAAAUGAAUGUCCUGAUAAAUUUAUCCAAAGAUGACUGGAGGGAUCUUCGGAACCUAGUGAUUGAAAUGGUUUUAUCUACAGACAUGUCAGGACACUUCCAGCAAAUUAAAAACAUAAGAAACAGUUUGCAGCAGCCUGAAGGCCUUGACAGAGCCAAAACCAUGUCCCUGAUUCUCCACGCAGCAGACAUCAGUCACCCAGCCAAAUCGUGGCAGCUGCACCACCGAUGGACCAUGGCCCUGAUGGAGGAGUUUUUCCUACAGGGAGAUAAAGAAGCUGAAUUAGGGCUUCCAUUUUCCCCGCUUUGUGAUCGGAAGUCGACGAUGGUGGCCCAGUCUCAAAUAGGUUUCAUUGAUUUUAUAGUAGAGCCAACAUUUUCUCUUCUGACAGACUCAACAGAGAAAAUUAUUAUUCCUCUUAUAGAGGAAGCUUCAAAAACCCAGAAUCCUUCCUAUGGAGCAAGCAGACGAUCAAAUAUGAAAGGCACCACGAACGAUGGAACCUACUCCCCUGACUACUCCCUUACAAGCGUGGACCUGAAGAGCUUCAAAAACAACCUGGUGGACAUCAUCCAGCAGAAUAAAGAGAGGUGGAAAGAAUUAGCCGCUCAAGGUGAACCUGAUCUUCAUAAGAACUUAGAAGAUCUAGUAAAUGCUGAAGAAAAAUACGCUGAGACACAUUCAUAGAUUUGAAACAACUUUUAAGGCUUCUGUCAUUUUAAAUAUGAGAGGAUAAUGAGAACAGCACUAAAAUAUCCUAAAGCUUCAAUUUUCCACAAACCCAGAUUCUCCUCUUUGAACAUACAUUUGGAACAGGCCAUUUUUAUGGACUUAUAUAAGGAAUUAAAGGAACAUAAAUUCUGAGCUAGUAAUUCUAGCUAAAUAAAUACACUUAAAGUUGCUAUUAAGAGAUUUUGGCCAGUGCUUCUGCCAUUGUUCUUUCUCCACAAUUUGGCCUUCUUCAAUCAAGCCAGAGAAAUUUUUAAGACAAAGUUGGACCGUUUUAAGUUUUCAUCACUUUGAAUCCAGUUACGGCAUACGUGCAGAAGAUGAGGCAUUUUUAGAAUUUACUUUUGUGCAUUAUUUUACACAGAGGCUGUAACUACCAGUUUUUUAAGAUGUUAAGUAAAAGCAAAAACAAAAUUUUGGGAAAAUACCUUUUGCAUCUCUGAGGCUAUUUAGAUUGUCCUUGUUAUUUUAAAUACAUGGGAACAAAAUGAGAGGUGUGAGAGGCAUGUCUGCUCAGAAGCUGAAGUUGAAGUCCUAUGACACAGUGGAGACUCGAGCCCUGGCUCUGUCACCUGAUGAACUCUUCAUUGUAACUCUCAAGCUGAGAAGCUGCAGUGAAACUUGUCCCUAAAAGCAGUGAACCAGGCUGCACCCAUCCCCGUGGUUUCAAAGCACUAGCACAUCACCUACGUGGGUGUCAUCAUAAUGCAAGUCACACAUUACCUAGGAUCCAAGAGGAUGAGAACCUUCAGCCAUUGUUGGAGACAGACACUAGAACUGAGAAUGGAAUUUGCCUUCUGGGGUAUUGAUCCCACCAAGAUGUAACAAAAUAUAUUACAGGCCAAGGGAUAAAUGACAAGAAGUGUAUGUGAGUAUGUGUGUGUGUGUGUGUGUGUAUUCAAAAAUGUCUAUGAAAAUAGAAGUCUAUACUUUACAGAUAACAUUAUUUGAUGUGGCUUUAUAAUUUUACUACAAAAAACCAACUGCAACCCUUGGAGACAGCUUCUUUGUCAUGUUUUGCCUGAGCAUGUGCAGAGCCUUGCCGUUGCUCCAAACUAAAGAACUACCUUUAUUUGUUAUUAGCUGACAAGAAAAGUCAAGCACAAGUAGGUUGUAACUUUUCUCUGUGCAAAUACUUCAAUGAUUGUGAGCCCAAGUGAAUUUGUCUUUGUGAAAGGCAUAAAUUGAAUGGAAAAAAUCAAGAGUAGCCAUCAAUUAAAGAAUAAAACAAAGGUGGGUAUGUCUAUCCUAAUAAGUUUUCUGUGGCACAUGCUUCUUCUCUGGGUUCCACGAUGUUAAGCAAUAUUUUAGAAAUGGAUGCAAUCAGAAGCUUUUAUGUCUAAGUAGUGGGAUUUUAUAACUCACAACUUAGAUCUCUUUUCAUGCGUAAGCCAUAUUCUAUAUGCAUAUUAGGUAUGCAUUCUAAUUUAAGAUAUAUUGUGCAUAGACUGUGCAUAAGAUGCUUUUAAAUGUUUUGUGAAUAAGGUCCUCACCUUUUGUUUCACCUGAAUCUUAUGUAGAACACAGCUAAAUAAUUGAAUUGUAUCAUAUACAUUAUAAUGGAAUUGAUUUUUUAAAUGUAAGCAGUAAAGAUUGGUCUAUAAUGAUGUGUUGGGGGAAAUUUAUAGAUAUGUACAUCGUGGUAACUUUUUGUCCUUUAACAAUGGACUUCUUGUUUCUAUUUAUGGAGAAACUGCAACUAGUGCUUUUAAUGUCUUUUUAAGGUAGCUACUUACAAGCUAGAAAAUAUUCUGCAUUUAAAAUAGAGUCUAACUAUCUGGGAAGUCUAAUUACUAUUGUUCCUAUUUGAGCCACUUGUCUUUUGGUAAAGCUAUAGGAUCUCUCAACAGAGAAGUAAAUUGAAACACUGCUUCUUAAUUGUCAUAGGAAACGUCCACUUUGUUCUUAUUAAUACUUUAAGAUAUAUAGGCUUUAUUACAUUUUAAAAUAGAGGAAUAUAAUGAAUUCAUCAUUUUAUGUAUAUGGCUUAAACCUAAUUUUCCAGGUUAUGUAACUUAUAGAGUGCUGUGACUGAACUUCCAGGGGAGUGGAGAAAACAUUUUCCGUCUCCUCAGAAGAGUUGUCACACCAUUGAUGUACUUUUUCUUUUGCUAAUCUCCCUCCCUUGCUUCCUCUUUCCCUCCUUCCCCUCCCCUCUCUACUUAUUUCCUUUGUAUCUUCCUUAUUCCCUCCUCUCUCUAAGAGCCACUAAUUAGUGUUAAUUGGCAGAAAGUCAGAGCAGAGGGUACCAGUGCCCAUCCUUCUGUAAGCAUUCAUGUUGAAUCCAUCUCGAAGAGAGGAAUGGAUGAAUUAGACUGCUGCGCCUUAAAUGUCCUGUCUGGCAUUUGUAUCCUCAGCUACCCAACAUAUAACAAUUUCAUAUGCCUUUUUAUUUAACCAGUAUCUCUUUUAUUUAAUUUUUAACAUGGCAAGCUACAAUUCUUGUGUUUUUAUUCUGCUGUAAUUCUCUGUAUUUCCUAUUGUAUAUGAUUGCUAAAUAAAUCAUAC
Molecule: messenger RNA, 4553 nt
Organism: Phacochoerus africanus (Common warthog)
Lineage: Eukaryota; Metazoa; Chordata; Mammalia; Artiodactyla; Suidae
Gene: PDE1A
Product: phosphodiesterase 1A
Exons: 15
Coding region: 456-2003 (515 amino acids)
Biological process (GO): signal transduction
Molecular function (GO): 3',5'-cyclic-nucleotide phosphodiesterase activity
Source: RefSeq, a predicted model, not a curated record